GGUCACCUUGACCAAAACACUGACAUGCAUGCCAUUCACUGUACCUGCACGCGUCAGGCCCGUACCGGGUGCACCUACCAGUGCUGAAGCGCCUAGAGCGUCUCAGACCUGCUCUGCCCUUCGUGUCCUCGAGCAAUCGCUCAAGACGGGAACUUCGUUUGACAUAGUAUUCCAAGCAUACACUCGUCGUUUGUCUCUCGGCAAAGUCGCCAGACCAAUUCCGAUCUAUGCGAGUACCGCUGUGCUGCAAACAACUUUACCAGACUUUUCCGGAGGAAACCUUGAUUCGUUCUCCCUCUUUGAACUGUCUGAAGGCGACACUCCCUUUCACUUCGCUGGAGAGUUAUGAACACGAUUCUGACAGUGACCUAGAUGACGAUGAUUUCGUCAUGAAUAACAACAAUCUUUCACCAGUCAACAAUAAAUCAAACGAAGACACGGCUGAUACUGGUUCAAUGUCGUCUUUGUCUAGCAUCGAAGAGCGACUGGACAACUGGCCAUCACUUGUUGGAGAUGUUGGGAUAGCGCCAGUUGUGAUCGGCGAGAACCUAAAGCGUGAAUCUCGAGUUAUUCUCGUAAAGGGUGUUGCCUGGAAGACGUGGCACGCCUUUAUUUAUUACUGUUACACUGGCAUCGUCAACUUUGUAAACUUGCGGUCUCAAAGUACACCUGACGAACAGAGUCGCUUAGAAGAUGGUCCACCACAUUGCUCCCCGAAGUCUAUGUAUCAAUUGGCUAGGAAGCUUAACAAUGAAACAUUAUCUCGACUUGCUUUAAAGGCCAUUGAAACCAAGCUGUCCGCGGCCAACAUACUGGAUGAAGCAUUCUCCAAAUUUACUUCCAGGCAUGAUGCUGUCAGAGUAAUGGAAAUUUCCCUCCUGCUGAAAUAUAGGAAUGCGUCGGAAGUUGUGCAAGGUCUCCCAGCUAAAAUGGAAGCUGUGGCCAGGGGUAACAUGCCCAACGCUGGACAGGUUCUCACUGCGUUAAUUAUGCAGGUGCCUGGCCAGAAUUGAACCCGGUGUCGUCCGUUGUUUGGGUCUGUUCAUUGCGUGGACUUUACAUUGUAUUACCAACUUGUAGCAUUGACCAUUGUUGAUGCGACCCGCUUAACGCGUAUCAUCGAGCUCAUGUCAAAAUUGGAAUCCUGCUCA
Suillus fuscotomentosus is the source of this 1151-nucleotide messenger RNA. RefSeq lists its product as uncharacterized. Lineage: Eukaryota; Fungi; Basidiomycota; Agaricomycetes; Boletales; Suillaceae. The transcript is spliced from 7 exons. Bases 228 to 1013 code for a protein of 261 amino acids. The record is from RefSeq and is a predicted model, not a curated record.